GGCUCUCUAAGGAGGGGAGGGGGAGACGGAUAUGGGAGGGAAUGGCGCCUACAGCCCCCGUCCCGUCAGGGCGCCCGCGGGAGUGCGCGUUGGGGGUGAAGGGAGACAUGGAGAGCUGUCUGGCGGCCGCGGCGCUGAACGGGGUGGACCGACGUUCCCUGCAGCGCUCGGCUAGGCUGGGGCAAGAAGUGCUGGAGCGGGCCAAAAGAAGGGCGGUGGACUGGCAUUCGCAGGAGCGUCCCAGAGGCAGCACGGGGGUCCUUUCCUGGGAGGGACCCUACCACGCAAGAAGGCCGCCCGCCGGCCCCCUGUGCCUUCUCCCGGGAGAGAGAGAAGAAAGGCACCCGACCCUUAGUGCUUCGUUCAGAACGAUGGCUGAAUUCAUGGACUAUACUUCAAGCCAGUGUGGGACACCUGCAGUGCCUCAGCUGGGGCAGGAGACUAAGCCAGGAACGCAACUCAGCACUUUCAUGGGCUCAGGCUUGCUAGAGGCUUCAGUCGCCUGUCAAGAGGGCAGAAAUAUUACUCAUCUGUGCCAGAAGAAGGAGGGACCACCCACGUCUGUCGUUAUCACAGAGGGAAGUCAAUGGUGCACCUGUGUUCGGAAACUGGGAAUGGUCAGAGAAAAGACAGAGGGGAGGCAGCUGUUGGUCCUGGAGGCUGCCUCCCGGCAUCAGAGCAUACCCUGGAAUCCUCUCAGUCGACUGAGGACAUCUCUAAGGACCUCUACAUAGAAGUCUACCCAGGGACCUAUUCUGUCACUGUGGGCUCAAGUGACUUCACCAAGAAGACUCACGUGGUAGCGGUGGAUUCGGGACAAAGUGUGGACUUGGUCUUCCCAGUAUGAUGGUGACCGUCACUGCCAUCACCUCUUUUUAAGUAGCAAGAAUAAAGCCAUGGUCUGAUCCUUGUAGUAGUUAACACAUUACUACUGCUUUUAGUGCUGAUUGCACAGGGCCAGUCUUCCAGUGAACUGGCCUCUGCUUCUUUUGGUGGCUGCUUUGAUAUGUACAAGUCCCCAUCCUUGUUGAUUGAAAUAAUGUGAUGAUGCUGUCUCAACAGUUUUUAUUGCUUGCUUUCCAAGGAAAGACUAACUAUGAUAAUAAAGGGAGAGAUUUGGAAAUGAAGAGAAUUCAUUUGUAUUUGCAUUUACAGGUACAACACACUGUCACCCACAUGUAACUGUAGGCUUCAUGAGAAGAUGGCAGAGAGGCUGUGGACACAUCUGCCCCAAGCAGGCCGACCACACUCUGUCGCAGCCGUGAAUGGGGCAUCCUCAUGCAGAAUCGUCAGCUCCCUGUGGCAGAGCGCCCUGGGAUGGGGCUGCCAUACUCCCAUGCCCCUCAUGACAGAUGCCUUCUGGCCGCUCGUCUGCAGGGAAGUCUUCACGGGGUGCAGCUGCUGCACUUGUAGCCUGUGCUCUUCCUCCUCCUGUGGAGAGCAUCCCUGUCAGCCACUGUCUGUAGUGCCUCCUCAAGUAUUUACCAUCAUUAUUUUUAUUCCUGUAAGAGAAAAAUCUCAAGGAUCAAAAGUCACUGAUUUGGGGGCCAGCACUGUGGCACAGCAGGUUAAGCUGCCACUUGUGGUGCUGUAUCAGAGCGCUGGUUCUAGUCCUGGCUGUUCCACUUCCAACUCUCCCUGCUAAUGCACCUGGGAAAGCAGCAGGUGAUGGCUCAAGUGCUUGAGCCCCUGCACCCUUGUGGGAGAUCCAGAUGGAGUUCCUGGCUCCUGGUUUUGCCCUGUCCUAGUCCUAGCAGUUGCAGCCAUUUAGAGAAUAAACCAGUGAGUGAAAUCUGUCUGUCCCUCACUCUCUGUUGCUCUGCAUUUCAAAUAAAUUUUUAAGUCACUUUUUUUUAAAAGAUGUAUUCACUUCUUUGAGGGCAGAGUUAAAGAGGGCCUCCAUCCACUGAUUCAUUCCCCAAAUGGCCACAACAGCCAGAGCUGGGCUGAUCUGAAGUCAGCUUCUUCCCGGUCUCCCACACAGGUGCAGCUGCCCAAGCACUUGGGCCAUCUUCCACUGCUUUCCCAGUCCAUAAGCAGAGAGCUGGAUGAGAAGAGGAGCAGUCAGGACAUGAACCAGCACCCAUAUGGGAUGCCAGUGCCUCAGGCAGCGGCCUAACCUAGUACACCACAGUGCUGGCCCCAAGUCACUGGCUUUAAAAGUCAUUGAUGUGUCCCAAACUUCCUUAAGCCACCAUACUAACAGUAUGAUUGCCUCUGACAGUUUAGUUCAUCUAAUGUAGUUAAGUGUUGCCUUGGUAGAUAUGCUAGUAUUUUAUGUGUUGAAAAUGGCAGUCUAUGUACAGCUGUAAUAGCAUUCCUGGUUUGGAAUAGACUUAUAGAUACAGGGUCUGGUAAAGCAAGCCUGUGCCCAACACCAUAGGGCAGAAAGUCAUGGAAAUGGAGAGCCUUCUCCCCUCCCCCACCCCUGAAGCCUGUGGUGAACCUGAGGAUUCUCGAAGCUUCUGAAGUCACGUGCAAAGUUCUGAGUAUGUCCUGUUUUCCAGGAAAAGGACUGUGGAUUUUAUUGUUCUCAAAGUGGGUGUGGCCCAGAAGUUCUAAGAGCCACGCGAGGAGUCAAGGAGCCCCUUCCCAGCCAUCCUGCUUUACCUAGAUCCUCCGAGCUUUGUCUAGGGCGAGUUCUUGUCCCUGUGAUAUGUUCCUGUACUCGGCCUUCGGCGUCCAGCUUCCUCCGGCAGGGUCUGUGGUAGCUUCACAUUGCUGGCUCUCAGGGCCAGCUCCGUGGCAGUCCCCAUUACUGCAGGUGGCACUUUCUCCUGCUUAGUGUCCUUCUCUUCCUUUCGGAUGGUGCAAGAUCUUGUUCCUAAACCCAAAAUCCGUUAGUUAUGUUGAAUACGCCAUCAUUUUGAUAGGAUUAUUAUUUGAGAAGCAGAGAGGAAAAGUUCCCAUUCACUCCCUGAAAUGCCUACAAUGGCCCUAGGCCCCUGGGCUGAAGCUAGGAGCUGGGAACUCGAUCCAGGUCUCCCAUAUGGGUAGCAGGGAUUCAGUUACCUGAGCUGUUACAACUGCCUCCCAGUCUCAUCAGCAGAAAGUUGGAGGAGCCAGGAAUCAAACCCACAUACUAAAAUACGGGACGGGGGGCAUCUUUUAAUUAAUUUGAAAGAGUUAUGCAGAGAGAGAAGUAGAGAGAGAGAGAGCUUCCAUCUGCUGGAUCACUCCCCAGUUGGCCACAACAGCUGGAGCUACACUGAUCCAAAGCCAAGAGCCAGGAGCUUCUUCCAGGUCUCCCACAUGGGUGCAGGGGCCCAAGGACUUGGGCCAUCUUCUACUGCUUUCCCAGGCCAUAGCAGAGAGCUGGAUCGGAGGUGGAGCAGCUGGGACUUGAAAUGGUGUCCAUAUGGGAUGCCAGUAUUGCAGGCAGUGGCUUUACCUGCUACACCACAGCGCCAACCCCAAUGGGACGUGGGCAUCUUAAGCAGUAAGCAAAACACCCACCCUGGAAUUAAUCUUGAUGGCAAGUCACGUAUCAGAGAUCACCAGAUCUCAAGCAUCUGUAAGCUCCUAGUAUUGUUUUGCAUUUUUAAAGAGAAAUAAUAUUUGUUAAUCAUUUCUGGCCAUUGUGCUUUAGAGUAAGGGGUAUUAUCAGAUACCCAGAUUUCGAGUUGGGGAGAAACAGUUAUCAGCUUUUUCAAAGAGCUCUGGGGAGGGGGCGGUGUUGUGGAGUAGUGGGUAAAGCUGCUGCCUAUAACACCAGCAUCCCAUAUGGGCGCUGGUUCAUGUCCUGGCUGCUCCACUUCCCAUUCAGCUCCCUUCUAAUAGCCUGGGGAAAAAAGGGGAGGAGACCCUUUCAGUCCUUGGGCCCCUGCCACUGACAUGGGAGACCCAGAAGCAGCUCCUGGUUCCUGGCUUCAGCCUGGCCCAGCAGUGGCUGUUGUGUCUGGGGAGUGAACCAGCCGAUGGAAGAUAUCUGUCUCUCCCUCUCUCUGAUUGACUUUCAAAUAAAUAUUUAAAAAAGAAAAAUGGAAAAAUGCCAGUGGGGGAAGCAAAGAUGGGUUACUGCCUCCCGUUGCGGAAGCUUCUCCUUUACUGAAGUAUCAGAACUGAUAAUGCUGAUCACAGGGAGAGCCGGGGGCUGGUGCUGCGGUGCCGCAGGUGAAGUCACCGAUUGUGAUGCUGGCAUCCUAUCCUGGAGUACCAAUUUUCUCAGAUACCGUGCUCCAGUUCACCUCCCUGCUAAUGGCCUGGGGAGGCAGCAGCAGAUGGCCCAAAUGCUUGUACCCCUGCUCCCUCUGUGGGAGACGAGAAUGGAGUUCCAGGUUCCUGGCUUCAGCCUGGCCCAGACCUGGCUGUGGCAGCCAUUUUGGUAGUGAACCAUUGCAUGGUAUAUUCUUUCUGCCUUUCAAAUAAAAUCUUAAAAGGAAAAGAAAAGAAAAUAAGCUGGUAGGAAAAUAAGCUUUAAGAAAUUCAAUUAGACGAAAUAAAAAUCCUAGGAGAUGGGAACAGUCUAAAAAGACAACUUUUAAGACUACACGUUGAAUCCUGUUCCAGUCAAGCUGAGGAGGAGAGCAUUAUGACUGCUGGCCAUCAGCAGCCCAGUCUCCCUAGGAUUGUUAGGAUCAUUGGCCUCUCACUGUAACCGAAGGGAAUGAAAGUGGAGGAGAUUUCAUAAGAGGCCGAGCGCAGGACUGACUAUCAAAGCAUCAGUGCUUGACAGGACUCCUAUCAAAUACAUCUAGCACUGAUUAACAGACAUAUUUAGGAGAGGCUGGCAGCACAUUUCCCUAAAGGGAAACAGGCCGGAGGGGAGCAAAGGCAAACUCCGGUGUUUGCCCUUGUGUUCAGCCCUGAGCCACACGUGCCUCUGUGUGCUUCAUCUUCACUAGGUAGCUGUGGCUGGCAGUACCGCACCUACCGUUGGGGCAAGACGGGCAUCUUCCUGGCGUGAGCGGUCCUUCAGCUACCGAGCAAUAGGGCAGUGGCUUCAAACUAGGUCCCAGAGUGGAUCCCAGUGUGGCCGGUGCCUGAAGGCCAUUCAGCCUUCCAGCAUGCCUUCCCAGCACAGAGAGCAGAGCCAUGUGAAGGGCGUGGCAUAGACACACACACACUUAGGACAGGUGUGAGGCAGAUCAAUGAGAUGCUGCUCCCAGCCCUCCAUACUUUUCAGCUCCUGGCAGAGAAAUUUGGGGAAGUCUGAAGACUGCCGAGGGGAACUUAACACUGCUUCCCCUCCUAGUAGUGAGGAGUGAGCAGCACGGGGGCUGGCGUUGUGGUAGAGCAGGUAGAGCCACCGUCUGCAACACCAGCAUCCAUACAGGAGUUGGUUUGAGUCCCUGCUGCUCCACUUCCGAUCCAACACCCUCUUAAUGGCCUGGGAAAACCAGCAGAGGAUGGCCCAGGUGCUUGGGCCCCUGCACCCACGGAAGAAGCUCCUGGCUUUGGCCUGGCCCAGCUCUGGCCAUUGUGGCCAUGUGGGGAGUGAACCAACAGAUGGAAGAACUCUUGUCUCUGAUUCUCCCUCUAACUCUAAAUAAAUAAAUAAAUAAAUAAAU
Messenger RNA from Oryctolagus cuniculus (rabbit), 5510 nucleotides. The record is from RefSeq and is a predicted model, not a curated record. Lineage: Eukaryota; Metazoa; Chordata; Mammalia; Lagomorpha; Leporidae.